UUUAAUCGUAUUUUGUAACGAUUUGUGUUGAGUAACGGCGUUUACAGCUUACAGUUUUGAAAAUUCAUAAGUUCGUGUAAAAAAUGUUUUCCAAAUUUGCUACAAUAAAUUUUUUGCUCGUUUUGGCUUUUGUCUUCUUCAUUGAGGUGAAGUCAAACAGAUUAUCUUGGUGUGAUCCCGAGUUGUGCCCGAAUAGGAAACAGCAUAUUGCAUGUGGACAUGAUGGUCGAUUCACCGCCGCCUGCCCCGACGACGCCGUUAUGAUAGACUUGCGCUCCUACAAAAAAGAGAUCCUACACGAGCACAAUAAACGCCGUAACUUCGUAGCGCUCGGCCAGUUGCCAGGUUAUUAUCCCGCUUCGCGCAUGGCCACCAUGGUGUGGGAUGAAGAGCUCGCCUUUCUUGCGGCGCUCAACUUGAAAAUGUGUUAUGUUGAGCACGAUGAGUGCAACAACACGCCACGCUUUGCGAAUGUGGGACAAAAUCUCUCUGGCGUUGCUUACCAGCGGCAGGGAGUUACUAUAAGCGAAGUGAUAAGCCGUUCAAUGGGCUUGUGGUUUGGCGAAUAUCCCUUGAUUAAUAGUAAUUAUAUAACGAAAUUCCGCGUCUCGUACAAAUUCGAAGAAUAUGGUCACUUUGCGGAGUUCGUAGUUGAUCGCAAUACACACGUUGGUUGCGCCGUCAUUCGUUACACAAAUCCUUCAUUUCCUUUCUUCCACAUCUACAAUAUGGCCUGUAAUUAUGCGAGUAAAUACGCUAUAGGUGUUCCAGUUUAUAGUAUAGGUGAGCCGGCGUCGGAAUGUAAAACUGGUCGUAAUCGAAAUUACCCUGGUUUAUGUUCCACAAAGGAAAAAUACAAUCCAAACUAUCAAUAUUAAGCAACAAAAGCAAAAAUUGUGUAACAGAAAUAAAGACUGAAUUAUUAGUUAUUAUUUAUACAUUAUUUAAA
Molecule: messenger RNA, 949 nt
Organism: Bactrocera oleae (olive fruit fly)
Lineage: Eukaryota; Metazoa; Arthropoda; Insecta; Diptera; Tephritidae
Product: antigen 5 like allergen Cul n 1
Source: RefSeq, a predicted model, not a curated record